Molecule: messenger RNA, 1648 nt
Organism: Rana temporaria (common frog)
Lineage: Eukaryota; Metazoa; Chordata; Amphibia; Anura; Ranidae
Gene: ASS1
Product: argininosuccinate synthase 1
Exons: 16
Coding region: 118-1362 (414 amino acids)
Biological process (GO): L-arginine biosynthetic process; urea cycle
Cellular component (GO): cytoplasm
Molecular function (GO): ATP binding; argininosuccinate synthase activity
Source: RefSeq, a predicted model, not a curated record
UGCUUGCUAUGUAAAGCAUGUGUUGUAUGCACUGGCUGAGCACAGACACACCAGCCUGCACUGUGAGCUCUGAAACUCUGUGACAACUGUUGCUGCACAAUCACCUGAAAGGUCACCAUGUCUCAGAAAGGCACAGUGGUCCUGGCGUACAGCGGAGGUCUGGACACAUCCUGUAUUCUGGUGUGGCUGAAGGAACAAGGCUACGACAUCAUUGCUUAUCUGGCAAACAUUGGCCAGAAUGAAGAUUUUGAGGAAGCUCGGAAGAAGGCUUUGGCUCUGGGAGCAAAGAAGGUGUACAUAGAAGAUGUUCGUAAAGAGUUUGUAGAAGAGUUCAUCUGGCCAGCAGUUCAAGCCAAUGCCAUCUAUGAAGACCGUUACCUUCUGGGCACCGCACUGGCUCGUCCGUGUAUUGCCCGGAAACAGGUGGAAAUAGCCAAACGAGAAGGAGCCCAGUACGUUUCCCAUGGAGCAACUGGAAAGGGCAAUGAUCAGAUCCGCUUUGAGCUGACCUGCUAUUCUCUACAUCCAGGGAUCAAGAUUAUUGCUCCUUGGAGGAUGCCGGAAUUUUACAAUCGUUUCCGGGGACGUACUGACUUGAUGGACUACGCAAAGAAACAUGGCAUACCUGUACCUGUGACACCCAAGAGCCCCUGGAGUAUGGAUGAGAACCUCAUGCAUAUUAGCUUUGAAGGUGGUAUCUUGGAAAACCCAAAGAACCAUGCUCCAGAUGGUCUGUUUGUGAAAACUAAAGAUCCUGCGACUGCUCCCAACACCCCAGACAUUUUGGAAAUUGAGUUCAAGAAUGGUGUCCCCGUCCAAGUCACCAACGCUAAGGAUGGUACGCGACAUCAGAGUGCGCUGGAUCUAUUCUCUUAUCUCAACGAAGUGGCGGGAAAGCAUGGCGUUGGGCGUAUUGACAUUGUUGAGAACCGUUACAUCGGCAUGAAAUCACGUGGUAUCUACGAGACGCCGGCUGGAACCAUACUGUAUCAGGCUCACUUAGACAUUGAGACGUUUACCAUGGACCGAGAGGUGCGCAAAAUAAAACAGCAGCUGUCGCUGAGGUUUUCCGAACAAGUCUACAACGGGUUCUGGUACAGCCCCGAGUGUGAGUUUGUUCGCUCGUGCAUCACCAAAUCUCAGGAACUGGUGCAGGGGAAAGUGCAUUUGUCUGUCCUGAAGGGACAAGUUUAUGUACUGGGCAGAGAGUCGCCACAAUCGCUGUAUAAUGAGGAGCUGGUGAGCAUGGACAAGCAAGGAGAUUAUGAACCAUCUGAUGCAUCUGGAUUCAUCAAGAUCAAUGCUGUGAGGUUAAAAGAAUAUAACCGCUUACAGAAGAAGGUCACAGCGCCGACAAAAUGAAAACAGAGUGAGAAAAAAAAACACACACACACAAAGCGGAGAUGGAACAACUCCAUUCUGUAGCGUUUUAAUCCGCCAUUCCUGUCUCUACGCUUUCCUUAGCUCAUUGAUUAGUUUGUGUGAUCGUUACAGAUCUUUUGUGUGCUAAAUCACAGGUUAGCCAAGUCUGAUGGAAUGGCAAUUACAGGAAUUGGUAGAGUUUAAUGGGUUAAACUUGCUGUUAAUACAUAGAUAUUAAAGAAAAUCAUUCAAGUAGAACAAAUAAAAGAGUGAAUUUUAUCAUUGA